Molecule: messenger RNA, 3046 nt
Organism: Drosophila arizonae
Lineage: Eukaryota; Metazoa; Arthropoda; Insecta; Diptera; Drosophilidae
Gene: tsh
Product: teashirt zinc finger homeobox
Biological process (GO): regulation of transcription by RNA polymerase II
Cellular component (GO): nucleus
Molecular function (GO): DNA-binding transcription factor activity, RNA polymerase II-specific; DNA binding
Source: RefSeq, a predicted model, not a curated record
AUGGAUUGCAUUUCUAAUGCCGCCAUUCCAUACGUGUUCGAUUCCAAUGUGCAAUCCUUAUUUCAAUUUUCCCCCUCUCUAUUCUCUCGUUGCAGCGCCCUGCCCACAGCACGUCCACGUUCCACGGAAUCGGCGAAUUCCAGCGAGCGCUGCCCUUCGCACGACUCCAAUUCCUCGGACAACGGUGGCCAGCGGGACGCGGGGAACAUGUCGGGUGGCGUGCUGCCGGUGGUGCCCACCACAAUGCACUCAACAUUCCCAGCGGUGCCGCAGUCGCUGCCCGCCCAGCCCUCCUCGAUGGAGGCCUACCUGCACAUGGUAGCUGCCGCCGCGCAGCAAUACGGCUUCCCGCUGGCAGCGGCCGCUGCGGCCGGUCCGCGGCUGCCGCUGCCGCUGCCCAGCGAGGCGGCAGCGCCGUUCAAGCUGCCGCCACAAGCGUCACCCACCGCCUCGAGCAGCAACUCGGAGGCGCUGGACUUUCGCACCAAUCUGUAUGCGCGCGCCGAGUCCGCGGAGCCCGUGGCCUCCGAGGAGGAGGAGGAGUUCGAYGACGGCGCCAACAAUCCGCUCGACCUGUCGGUGGGCACGCGCAAGCGCAGCCACGACGCAGAGAGUCCCGUUGGCCAGAUUCAGGUGAAGAAGAUGUUCAAGUCGGAUAGCCCGCCCGCCAAUGCGUCGCCAGUAGCGGCCGCAGCUCCACUGAUGCCCGGCGUCAAUCCCUACCUGGCCGCGGUGGCGGCGGCCAACAUAUUCCGGGCGGGGCAGUUCCCGGACUGGAAUGGCAAGAAUGACCUGGUGGUGGAUCCGCUGGAGAAGAUGUCGGACAUUGUCAAGGGCGGUGCAGGUGGUGGUGGCUCCUCGGGGCUGCACAAGGAGAAGCAGCAGAGCAAGGCGACGCCACCGGCAGCCGUUGCACCGCCGCCCAAGAGUCCUGCGAAUCAAACGGGCUCCGGCAGCGGCAACGGCAGCGGCUCCUCCGGCUCGAAUAACACAGCCGGCGAGGGCGGCGGCGGCGGUGGCAGUGGAGUGACCAAGGCGCGCCACAACAUCUGGCAGUCGCACUGGCAGAACAAGGGCGUGGCCAGCUCGGUGUUCCGCUGCGUGUGGUGCAAGCAGAGCUUCCCCACACUCGAAGCGCUCACCACGCACAUGAAGGACAGCAAGCACUGCGGCGUGAAUGUGCCGCCCUUCGGCAAUCUGCCCAGCAACCAGCCGCACCACCAUUCCACUGCAGCACCACCACCACAGCAGCAGCAGCAGCAGCGCAAGCAGUCCGGCAGUCAGGCGCCCUCGGCGAACGUGAAGAACGCGUUCCAGUAUCGCGGCGAUCCGCCCACGCCGCUGCCCCGCAAGCUGGUGCGCGGCCAGAACGUGUGGCUGGGCAAGGGCGUGGAGCAGGCGAUGCAGAUACUCAAGUGCAUGCGCUGCGGCGAGAGCUUCCGCUCGCUGGGCGAGAUGACCAAGCACAUGCAGGAGACGCAGCACUACACGAACAUACUCUCGCAGGAGCAGAGCAUCUCCAUCAAGUCGGGCAAUGCGAGCAACGACCAUGGCAAGGACAGCGGCCAGAACAGCCUCAGCUCGGAGGAGUCGCGCACCCUGUCCGCCGUGCUCACCUGCAAGGUGUGCGACAAGGCGUUCAGCUCGCUGGGCGACCUCAGCAAUCACAUGGCCAAGAACAAUCACUACGCGGAGCCGCUGCUGCAGUCGGCGGGCGCUCGGAAGCGGCCGGCGCCCAAGAAGCGCGAGAAGUCGCUGCCGGUGCGUAAGCUGCUCGAGCUGAAGGCCAAUCCCGAGGAGCAGCCACUGGAGAAGCCGAAGCCGGAGAAGUCCGAGGCGGCGCUCUUCGCGGAGCGCAUGCGUCAGUAUAUAACGGGCGUGAAGUCGCCCGAGGAAAUUGCCAAAGCCGCCCAGCUGCUGGCCAAGAACAAGUCGCCCGAGCUGGAGCAGAAGAAUGGAGGAGCCAAUGCCGGCAAUGCGGGCUCUGGUGCCGGCACAGGCUCGGGCAAAGCCGGCUCCUCCUCGGUGCUGAGCGCCAUCGAGCAAAUGUUCACCACCAGCUUCGAUACGCCGCCGCGGCACGCCAGUCUGCCGGCGAGCAGCCCCUCGAACUCGUCCACCAAGAACACCUCGCCGGUGGCCAGCAGCAUCCUGAAGCGGCUGGGCAUCGACGAGACGGUGGACUACAACAAGCCGCUGAUCGACACCAGCGAUCCCUACUAUCAGCACUAUCGCUACACGAGCAGCGAGCGCAGCGGCAGCGAGUGCAGCGCCGAGGCUAGGCCGCGCUUGGAGGCGCCAACGCCAGAGAAGCAGCAGCCGUCGCAGCAGCAGCAGCAGCAGUCGACGUCGACGUCGCAGUCGCAGUCGCAGUCGCAGUCGCAGUCAGUGGAAGUGCCCAUCAAGCAGGAGCCAGAGUCGAGUCUUAAAAUGGAAAUCAAGUCUGAGCUGAGCGAUGAGCCGCAGGAUCUGGCCGCUGCUUCGCCCAAAAUUGAAGCCGAGACGCCGUUGCUAAAUGGCAACUACAACAACAACAACAAUAACAGCAGCAGCAGCAACAACAACAAUAACAACAAUGGCAACUCACCCAAAUCAUCGUCCGCUGCCGGCAGUCCGCAGUCGUCGCGUCUGCCGCUGCCGCCGCGCAGCCCAGCGGACAGCCAACGCUCGGCCACGCCCAAAUCGCCCGCCUCCAGUCACAAGUCGUACGACGGCAGCGACAGCAACGCCAAGAAAUACCCCAGCGACUCGCUCAACGCCCUCUCCUCCAUGUUCGAUUCGCUCGGCAGCAGCGGCGCCGGCGGCGGCAGCGGCGCAGCCAAUACGCGCGCCAAGCUGGCAGCGGCAGCGGCAGCGGCAGCAGCCGUCCAAGCCGGUGGCGAUGCAUCCGCGCCGGAGAAUCUGAGCGCCAGCAACUCGCUGGCGGCGCUGCGCCAGUUCUGCGUGAAGAAAGAGAAGACCGCCUAAAGCGUGGGCACGCCAAGAAUUUGCCACCGAAAAUAUUUUUUCGUUGUUUCGAACAAAAUCAAGAUUUUUUGUCAACCUU